Chenopodium quinoa (quinoa) is the source of this 4529-nucleotide messenger RNA. RefSeq names its product sister chromatid cohesion protein PDS5 homolog A-like. The transcript has 28 exons. Gene Ontology annotation, biological process: DNA repair; mitotic sister chromatid cohesion. NCBI's taxonomy places the organism in Eukaryota, Viridiplantae, Streptophyta, Magnoliopsida, Caryophyllales, Amaranthaceae. Gene Ontology annotation, cellular component: nucleus; chromatin. Bases 204 to 4334 code for a protein of 1376 amino acids. The record is from RefSeq and is a predicted model, not a curated record.
GCACGUGAUAUUAAAAUCACGCAAAUGUAAUGUUUUCACUUUCUCAUUAGAACAAAAGGCGGGAGCACUACAUUCGAACACUCAUCAUUUUUCAUUUUCCCCCUCACUCACUACUUUCUCUCUCCUGAAUCACCAUAACAAACUCUGCCAAAAACCCUUUUCCCCCUUCUUCUCCUACUCUCAAACUUCACAGUUGGUUAACAAUGGCGGAAAAUCCAGAAAAAGUAAUUUCCGAUAUCGGCAAAAAACUUGCUCAACAAACUCGUCUUUCUAAAGAUUUUCUCAUUAAAUCACUUCGGCAAGCUGCGAAUGCUUUGCUGGACCUUGAUCAGGUUCCCUCGCUAAAACCUUUCAUAAGGCCAUUCAGUCAGUCUCUUGCAAAGCAUGGACUGGUUCAUCAUAAAGACAAAGAUGUCCGGUUACUAGUUGCUGUUUGUUUCUGUGAAAUUAUUCGGGUCCUUGCGCCUGACCCUUCAUUUGAUGAUAAAAUCUUUAAGGAUAUUUUUGAGCUUUUUGUUAGUAUGUUUAUGGAUCUUGCUGAUACCACAAGCCCUUAUUUUUCAAGAAGAGUUAAAAUAUUAGAGACCAUUGCAACUCUGGAAUGCUGUCGUCGGAUGCUAGAUCUGGACUGUGCUGAUUUAAUCUAUAAAAUGGUCAAAACAUUCUUCUCUGUCGUAAGGGAGGAGCACCCGCAGAGCUUGAUUAGUGGUAUGCUGUCCAUCAUGUCACUAAUAUUGAAUGAAGAAGAGGCUCCUCAGCCACUUCUGGAGCUGAUUCUAAGGAAUCUAAGAAACAAGGGAGAGGGUCCUGCUCCUGCUUCUUAUCGUCUUGCCGUUGCUCUUAUUCAAAAUUGUGCAGAAGCUAUCAAGCCUGCUGUCUGUGGACUUUUAAUGUCUUGCAUUUCAGAUAGAGAGAGUGUGACAAGUGAUCUGAAAGAAUAUUAUCAUGAAAUGAUAUAUGAAAUCUUUCAGUGCACUCCACAUAUGCUUCUUGCAGUCAUCCCAAAUUUAGCUCAAGAAUUAGUGACUGAUCAAGUGGAUGUCAGGAUAAAAUCUGUUAACUUAAUUGGAAAACUUCUCGCACUGGUUGAAGAUCAUGGUAUACAAGAACACCAUUACCUAUUUGUUGAACUUCUGAAAAGAUUUUCUGACAAAUCAGCUGAAGUCAGAAUCAGUGCUCUACGCGCUGUUAAAACUUGCUACUUGGCUAACCCAUCUGCAAUCGAAUCAGACAAAAUUCUUUCUUCCCUUGAAGGCCGUCUGCUGGAUUUUGAUGCCAGUGUAAGGACAGAGGCAAUAGCGAUUGUUUGUGAUUUGGCCAAGUUUAGCUUGAAAAACUUCCCGGAAGCUCUAAUAGCUCGGGCUACUGACCGACUUCGUGACAAGAUGACCUCAGUUAGGAAGGAGGCCCUGAAGAAGUUGCUAGAAGUUUAUCGUGAGUAUUGCACCAAGUGUCAUGCAGGGCAGAUAGAACUUAAUGAAUCUUAUGAGCGAAUUCCCUGCAAAGUACUGGUGCUUUCUUUUGAUAAAAAUUUGAAGGAGUUCAGGCCCCAAAACUUGGAGCUUCUUCUGGCAGUGGAUUUCUUUCCAGCAUCUCUUCCAGUGGAUGAUAAAUUGAAACAUUGGAUCUACCUGUACUCAAUUUUCACCUCUGCUCAUGUUAAUGCACUAAAUCUGAUAUUAUGUCAAAAAAGAAGGUUUCAAACAGAGAUGCAAAGCUAUUUAUCCCUUCGGUUAAAUGCAGAGGGAAAUGAUACAAAAGAGGUGGAUGCGAGAAUAAAAGGUUCUUUCACACGAAUGUCAGCAGCAUGCCUUAAUUCUGUCAAAGCAGAAGAAUCAUUUUCUAAGCUGAACCUAUUGAAGGAUGAUAACCUUUUUUUUCAAUUGUCCCGAUUGUUGGAAGAACCAGAAUUUUCAAGUGCAGAGGCUUUGAGGGAGAAUUUUUUGAAAAGCAUUGGGGAUAAGCAUCCUCUUUUUGAAUUUUUGGAACUGCUCUCUUUGAAAUGUUCAAACAAUAUAUUUUGUGCUGAGCAUGUUCGAUAUAUUUUGGAUCAUGUUUCUGGCAACAGAUGCAGAGAUAAACAUCAGAAGGAAUCUGCUUUUAACCUCCUGUCUGAUAUUGUCAGAAACUUCCCGAAACUUAUGAGAGGUUCAGAAGAACAAUUUAAAAUGCUGAUACUAGAGGAGGAUUCCUCAUGGUGUGCGAGGUUACUUCAGAUGUUAGCAAAAGCUGGUCCAUUUAUAACCAUGGAACUCAGUGAAAUCUACCCGCUGCUGGAGAGGUUAUGCCUUGAGGGGACUCGUGCUCAGUCCAAGGCUGCUAUAUCAGUCAUUGCUGCAUUACUUGAUCCUUCUGAACAAUAUCUUUGGGCGGAGCUGUUCCAGAAACUUGUGAAGUCACUUAAUAGUGACUGUAACCUUCCCACUGUAUUGCAGUCUCUGGGAUGUCUAUCACAACAUGCUGUUGUGGUAUUUCAGAAACAGGAAAAUGAAAUACUAUCAUACAUACAGAAAAGAAUUUUUGAGAACAAAAUGUAUGGAGAUGCUGUUGUGGUAGAUGAGAAAUCUGGAAGCAAUGUCUCCUUCCGUUGCAUGAAAAUUUAUGGGCUAAAAACCCUAGUCAAGAGUGUCUUACCAAAGAAACAAAAUUAUGGGAAAGUACAAAUAAGUAACUUGUUGGAUAUUUUGUCCAAAGUGCUACUAACAGAUGAUUUUGCUGAUGCUGCAACAGUAUGUGAUAACGACAUGGCUCACAUUAGAUUAGCAGCUGCUAAGGCUGUUCUGCGGCUUUCAAGACGGUGGGAGAUACAUAUUUCACCCCAAUUAUUUCAGUCAACUAUUCUGAUGGCAAAGGACACUUCUUUUGUACGUGAAGCAUUUCUUGAUAAAACUCACAAGUUACUGAAAGGACGUGUUGCCUCAAGUAAAUUUGCUUGUGCAUUUCCUUUGGCUGCAUCUGAUUGUGUCAAAGAUCUGCAAGAUAAGUCAUUAAAUUAUUUGAUAGAGUUCAUCAAGGAAAACAGCAAAGCUGCUCGCAUUUGUUCUACUUUGGGAAAAGAAGGAUCAAUGACCGAUAGCCCAGCUUACACAGUGGUGUUCUUGCUCCAUGUUCUUGCUCAUGAUGCAGGAUGUCCACCUGUAAACUCUCAUAAUGAAGAGCAUACUGCUCAGUUUUGCAGUCUUUGUUGCAGGCCACUUCUUCUCCUUUUGCAUCUGUUGGUUAACUCUCAAUUUGUUGACGGGGACUUGGAUCUUGCCAAAAAAAACUUUCUGUAUUUGCGAAGUAUUUUUCGGGCCAUCAGAAGAGCCGAGGAUGUUGUAGAUCCUGAGAAAACACCUAAGCUGCAUAUGUUAGCAGAGAUUGGACUGUCAGUUUUAAAUUCUCUAAAACAUACUUUCAUUAAUUUGUCCCGUGCCCCUGGACUAGUUCUUCUUCCAUCAUCGCUGUAUAGAACUAAUGAGGAUAAUUGCUUUUCAGUAGAAUUCCAGGUCAAUGAAAAUUUUCUGAAAAAGCUUGUUCAAGUCUUUGAAUGUGAUUUUACUCAGUUGUCUAGCUCAACUGUUAAGCGUAGUCGCAAAUACCUGAAAGACGGUUUGCAAGGUCAGAAUGCCCUUGAGUUACCCAUGUCUAAGCAAGUUGAACUGUCAAAAAAUAGGACAGCAGACAAAAAGGUUGCCGAGAUAGAGAUGGCCUCAAAUUGUGUCCUUGAAGCAUGCCCCAAGGGAAGACAACAAAGUGCAGUAGAUAACUCUUCCGUUGGAGAACUACAAUUGCUAGUUGGUUCAUCAGUUAUUGAAGAGGUUGAGGCAAAUAUUUCUGCAGAUAUUGUACAUGUACCCGCAAAAGAGCAUCAAAUCGAUUCUGAGUCUGCAACUUUGGAACUCUUUGAAAUUGAAUCAGAUAUUUCUACUCAAGAGGUUGAUAUCUCGUUGAAAAAUUCACCUCAAAAUGAGAGGAAAAGGAAAAAAUUCUGUGAUUUUACAGAAAAUCUGGGUCACUGUGAAACAAAUGUCAGACAAAGUUGCAGCUCAGGCGGGUCAACUGUUUCCCUUCUCCGGCAGCGCGGUUCCAAAAAACAGUGUUCUAAUGACAUUGGAAGUAGAAUUACCACUGUUUCAAGAGCAGGCGGUGCUAAAUCACAAGGAUCAGGAACAAGUCAGCGGAAUAUUCUGUUAGAUAGAACAAACUCAUUGUCAGUGAAUGGCUUGCCGAAACAUUCUCAGCCUAAGAAGAGUUGUCUGGGACUCAAAAUAUCUACAGACACAUCAGAGUCCGAUGUUUCUCAUGAGAACCAGGAUGCGAUUGCCUUCAGAACUCGGAGACGGAAAGUUUAACUUGUUAACUUAUGUUUGCUACAUACUAGUAUCAGACGCGUGUAUUCCUGAGUGCAGUGCAUAAUUAUUGACAUGCAAGCUUCUGUAAAGCUAAUAGCUUUUUAUAUAUAUAGGGUGCUUCUGUAAAUGUCCUGUAAUCAGCAUCUGCUGUAAUAUCCUUACUAAAGUUUAUAGAAAGGACUGAUUUUGGAGCUA